AUGACUGGACUGGAGAAAUGGGAACCCGAUAAAACGCACACCAAGGAUGCCAAACCGUCCGAAAAUGAUAGAAUGAACGAGAUUAACCGCCGUCCUCGUUCCAAUAUGUUGCAAGAAAAUUAUGUAGUGUCGAACCGUUCCACUGAGAAGAGUAAAAAUCAUCUCAGUACAACCGUUUAUCAAAACAAAUGCAAACUUUCUCCCGACAUCGCCAUAGUUGACGCAAAAAGAUUCCGGGGAAGCCCUUUGCGUAUAACUAACUAUACGUUGGGUCCACAACCACUUUUUUGGACUAGUGAAGAAAAAGCUCUGGGCGUGCGGGUCAGCAGCUGUUUAAAAAACUCCUUGCAAUGCACCGCCGUCUACAAGAGGACCUCACAAGUCCUGUCGCUCCUAAAACGGAUUUUUGGUCGUUUCACUCGACUGGCACUGCCCCGAGUAAUCAAUACCUACACCCGACCAACCGUGGAAUACGCUAUACAAGCUUGGUCACCAUGGUUUCAAAAAGACAUAAUUCUUCUACAGCGAAUAUAUCAUCGAGCCACGAAGCUGGUAAUUGGAUUGCAAAAUAAACCAUACGAAGACAGGAUUGCCAGUCUCAACCUAUUUGACUUCUACUAUCGGCGCAUCAGGGGAGACCUAAUUCUAACAUAUAAUAUACUGAAGACACCUAAUCAUCCGCUGGAAGACCUUUUUGUCCGACGUCGAACACGAACGGGCAGGAGGCAUGACUUUUCGCUCGCGGUACCUUACUCGAGGGUGAACUGUCGACGGAACAUUUUUGCGGUCCGUGUAUGUUUCAUUUGGACCUCCCUACCUCCCAAUGUUGUACAUUCGCCGAGUUUAACCAUUUUCAAGAACAAUUUAGAUGCAUAUCUUAUGUCCAAGCCGAAUGUGGAACUGUUUAACUCCAUGUGA
This is a messenger RNA of Opisthorchis viverrini, 918 nucleotides long. RefSeq lists its product as hypothetical. The coding region runs from base 1 to 918 and encodes 305 amino acids. The record is from RefSeq and is a predicted model, not a curated record. The transcript has 3 exons. NCBI's taxonomy places the organism in Eukaryota, Metazoa, Platyhelminthes, Trematoda, Opisthorchiida, Opisthorchiidae.